Molecule: messenger RNA, 4215 nt
Organism: Penicillium canariense
Lineage: Eukaryota; Fungi; Ascomycota; Eurotiomycetes; Eurotiales; Aspergillaceae
Product: ankyrin repeat domain-containing protein
Exons: 11
Coding region: 1-4215 (1404 amino acids)
Cellular component (GO): cytoplasm; nucleus
Molecular function (GO): protein binding
Source: RefSeq, a predicted model, not a curated record
AUGGUAAUCGCACCGUUGCCGAGCAAGGGCAUCGGCAAAGUCAAACCACAGAAACGCCCGCAGCGCAAGCCAGAGAAAGUCAAGCAGGCACCUAUCCAGUUUCGUGAUGCCGUUGGGAGGAAAUUCGUCUUUCCAUAUGAAAUGGUCGCUACCUGGCCCGGGUUGGAGAGAUUGGUUCGAGAGGCGUUCAUGCCCAUUGCCGUAAUCGGGCCGCACGUCGACGAAGGACACUACGAUCUGAUUGGGCCCGAUGGCGAUGUCAUUCUCCCAUCCGUCUGGGAACAUGUGGUGGUGCCGGGCAUGUCAGUUACUAUGCACAUGUGGCCUCUGCCGGAGGCAACAGAGCAACCGGCGGAAGACGAGGAGACGAGAGCAGAGAAAGCAGCAGCGAAAGCAGCAGCGGAGGCAGCGGAGGCAGCGGCGCGCAGGCCGGUGCGUGCCAGGCUGGAGGCCGAUGACCCGCGAUGGAUUCCGCCACCCAUGGUUGCGCCAGACGGGGGUUUCGGCUUCCCUGAUAGCGUGGGGAUGGCAAACGGCACUCACUCGCUGUAUCUUGCGCUCUUCGAACUUCGGUUUGAUGACAACAUCCAGAACGCACAGGUGACCGCUUCGUGUGAUCUGAGUCCGACUACGGACGGCGAGGCCGAUGCUGAGUGGAAACUUGGGUUUUUCCGUCGGUCUUCCACGGGACUGGUGGAUGGGGACGUCCUGGAUGGCUCCGGCUUCGAUAAAACCGGAGUCCAACAGAUUCUGUUAGGAAUGAAUGACUCGGAGAAGUAUGGUGUGGCUAUCCUGCUACGGCGCCGACGAACCGAACAGGAAGCGCCAUUUCCUGUAGUUUUCGACAUAGACUAUACACACCACGGAGACUACGCAGAGGCGGAGCUAGUAACGCAACAUAUCCUGCCCGGCAGAUCAGAGAGCACCCCCUGGACACCUCUGUCAUGGGCCGCGGCGAACGGAUGGGAGGACUGUGUAAACGUGCUGCUCCAAGAAAAGGGCAUCGCGCAACUUGAUCAGAAUGGAAGAUCGGCUCUUUCCUGGUCCGCGGGCGGCGGACAAGCGAGGGUCACCAAGCUGCUUUGCGAUGAGCCGGGGAUACAGGUCGACGAGGCGGACAUCGGGGGACGGACGCCGCUAUCUUGGGCUGCGGAGAACGGUCAUGUUAAUACCAUAAAUCUGCUGCUGGCUCAAGCAAAGGUCGACAUGAACCGGCCGGAUUGCCAGGGGCGAAUACCACUUUCAUGGGCAGCUGGGAACGGGCACGUCGAUGCUGUGAUCACCUUGAUCAGUAACGCGAAAAAGAAUGGUCUGAUAGUCACCGCUCCUACUGGCGAAAAACGCGAUUUCGACAGCAGUCCCCUCUUCUGGGCAGCUAAAAAUGAGCAGGAGAGUACCUUGCGUAUCUUAAUGGAGGAAGAACUUCAACUCCCUGAGAUAUACAGACAGCCCACCAGGCUGCCGUUGACACAGUUGUAUCUGCACAAAGCUGCGCAACAGGGAUGGUGUGUCUUCACAAAGCUUUUAAUUGAGAAGAAAGUCCAAAUCGACUCCAGCGAUCCGGACUACGACGAUCGCACGCCUCUCUGCGUCGCUGCAGAGCAAGGGCGCGCAGAGGUGGUGGAGACUCUACUCAAGGCUGGAGCGGCACGCAACCAUCAAACUACCAAAGCUCGAGACACUCCCCUCGGGCUGGCCAUCCGAUCGGGGCAUGAGGCCGCAGUCAAAGUGCUUCUCAACGCCGGGGCCAGUGUCCAUUUGAGGAACGCCAAGGGGGAGGCACCGAGGGACCUGGCUAACCACCACCCAACCCUCUUCUACAUGGUUGCCGCCGUAGACAAGGUCGGGAGACUCGCGGAAACAGAGGACGAGCAUCUCGACUCCAGCAUCGACCAUGAAUUCAAGGCCACUGUCAUCGACUUUGUCUCUGUCUCUGGCGUCCUGACGCCUUGCGCUGUAGAAAUUGCUGUGGAUGAGCUCCUGCAAACCCCUUGGGUUUCUACUACCCCAGGCACUUCUUCCACCUCAUUUCGAUGGCUGCAUCUUCCGGUUAAUAAUCUUUUGAUGGCCCGGCUGUACAAUAACUCAGCCUCUGCUUAUAGAGUGCUCAAGCCCGAGCGCUGGGUUAAUCGACAACAUCAUGGUGCCACUGGCGGCCACCAUGCUCGCUUUAUGCGGUCACAAUGUCAGGCGUUUCCAAGCGCCGCGCUCUGGGCUCUGGACGGGGAAGGAACGGACUAUCACACAGACCUAGUGUUGUUUAUGCCCUUCCUCCAUUGGGAUUUCGAAGAAAUGCACUCAAGACGCGAAGCAAUUGCCAACUCCUUGUCUCAAAAGCACAACAUGAAUGAGAGGCUUACUCGGGACCAAACGCUGGUAAAAGCGUAUCUAACUGACGAGCAUCCUUUGCAUAUCCGACGCACUCUAGAUCAGUACUACUAUCAUACUGCUACAGACACUACAAUGAGAGACGAGGAUCAGGUUCUCGGUUACUAUCAAAUGAAAAACGGUCUGCAACCAAAGAUCCUUACUAUGGUCGAUCAGCUAUGGCUCUGGGUGCUGAAGGGAGAACAAGGCAAGCCUGACACUGUCGUCAGCUGUUUCCCGGUUCUCGAUCCAGCACAUCCAGACCAACAAGGGUUGACGAAUGUGCUGCGCUGCGUGAAGCUGCGACUUCUCGAUGAACCCGCUUCUGUUCAAACCGCUUACGAUCUGGCAGGGCUGAUCGCCGCUAUGUGCUCUAGGAUCUACCUUGACCGGGCAAGUACCCUGAGUUUCGAAAACACCAAAUCGACGCUCCAGUUUUCUGAACUCUAUGAGACGGAAAUUAGCCAUAUAAUUCAAGAGGAGAGUGUCCUAUUUGGCAAUUUUACCAAACUCGAGAAGGAAAACGUGGCGAAUAUACAGCGGGAGAUCGUCCUACUCUCCAGGAUCAAAGCGACCCUCGACGAGCUGAAUGUCAUGGCCAUGCUGUUUAAUGACCAGCGCAACAUGCUCAAGAGCAUGGACAGUAUCGUCAAGUUUAUUUCAGCCUUGGAAACUGCAGAUCAGAGCCUGGAAACAGCAGACUCGGAAGACGAGUCGAGCAGUAUCAGCGACGCAACUGCGAAUCCAGACAAAAUCGCAAAAAUAGAAGAAGCCUACGCAGGCCAACGUGCAACGGUGAUAUGGGGAACGCGCAAUGACCCAGAUGACUUCAGUCUGCCGUUGGCCAUGGUCAACGCCAGCAUCGACGAGAUCAAUGCCAUGCUUGAGCGUGCAGGGAGGGCCAGCCAGUCGAUUAAUUUCCUGAUAGACGUUAAACUGAAGCAGAACAGUGUGAUGGACGCGCAGGAGUCGCUCAAGAUGACUAGAGAAACAACAAAGCAUGGACGCACUAUCCUUAUUUUUACUCUAACUACUAUCGUCUUCCUCCCUUUGUCGUUCAUGACUACGUUCUUCACUCUCGACAUCAGCCAAUUCCGCAAAAAUGCCGAGGGCAAGCUUGACCUAGGUUACGUCUCAUAUAUCGUCUUGCUGUGGUACCGGGCAAUGGCCUUUGGGAGGUCCCGCAUGAGCCCCGGCUCGUUGGUAUCUGAAGUCUACAACAGUAUGAUGGACAAGCGAGAAAUAUUUCCGUUCAUUGAGGAUCCUUUCACUCGCGAGGAAAUAAAAUCGCAAAUAUUGCAACUCCAAGGCCGCAUUCUAUUCUUUUAUACCUUCUUCGAUGACUGGAAGUACUUGGGGGUUCUAGUGAAAUCAGUUCAGCCAUUUUUAAUAUCGGCAAUCAACGGUUCCCUACGUGACGAAUUCUUUUUGCAUUUCAAAAGCAACCAAGCCUCUCGGGGAACAAUCAAGACCCAGACCGCAGAGCCGGAUAUCGAAUCUGCCGUGCAGAGACGGUGUACAUCCUGCACAUCACCCGACCGACGCCUUGAAACUCAUACCUCCCUCGUCGCCCUCUUCUCAACCCUCGGACCCCAUUAUCGGUCUGUGUCCAGCAUAUUCGCAUACUUCGGUUCAUCGAAACUCCGCGAGGUUGCUGCCUGGGCCUCUCUCGCGGGUUCUCGCGCAUACUACUGCCCUCCAGCCUCAUCCGAUGUACCGCCCGCCCUGUCGCACGGGCCUACCCUCGUCCUGAACACCCACGCCGUCGGUCUCUCUUCUCCUCCUCCUCUUGUCCCUCGCGACCUCGCCUUCCGCCAUGGAUUUCCACCUGGUGCCGAGGGGCACUGA